Molecule: messenger RNA, 3868 nt
Organism: Saimiri boliviensis boliviensis (Bolivian squirrel monkey)
Lineage: Eukaryota; Metazoa; Chordata; Mammalia; Primates; Cebidae
Gene: MTMR7
Product: myotubularin related protein 7
Biological process (GO): phosphatidylinositol dephosphorylation
Cellular component (GO): cytoplasm
Molecular function (GO): phosphatidylinositol-3-phosphate phosphatase activity; phosphatidylinositol-3,5-bisphosphate phosphatase activity
Source: RefSeq, a predicted model, not a curated record
UGGGGGCGGAGCCAAGCCCGCGUUCCGCCCACGCCCGGGCGCGAAGCCCCCUCCUCGCGCCCCUUCCGUCGCGCCGCAGACGCACGCAGGUGCGUGAGGCCGCGCCCGCCGGGGACCUUGCAGACUUGGGCCAGCCAUGGAGCACAUCCGCACGCCCAAGGUUGAAAAUGUCCGCUUGGUAGAUCGAGUGUCUCCUAAAAAAGCAGCUCUAGGUACUUUGUAUUUGACGGCUACUCACGUCAUAUUCGUCGAAAAUUCACCUGACACAAGAAAAGAAACAUGGAUUCUUCACAGUCAGAUUUCCACCAUUGAGAAACAGGCAACAACUGCUACUGGAUGCCCUCUGCUGAUUCGCUGCAAGAACUUUCAGAUAAUACAGCUCAUCAUACCUCAGGAAAGAGAUUGCCAUGACGUGUACGUCUCCCUGAUACGCCUUGCAAGGCCAGUGAAAUACGAGGAGUUAUACUGCUUUUCAUUUAACCCCAUGCUGGAUAAAGAAGAAAGAGAGCAAGGCUGGGUGCUGAUCAAUCUCAGUGAAGAAUACAAGCGGAUGGGCCUCCCUAAUAAUUACUGGCAGCUCAGUGAUGUGAAUAGAGAGUACAGAGUUUGUGACUCUUAUCCUACUGAACUGUACGUUCCCAAAUCGGCCACGGCACACAUCAUAGUGGGGAGUUCCAAAUUCCGGAGUAGACGGCGAUUUCCUGUCCUUUCUUACUACUAUAAAGAUAACCACGCUUCCAUCUGCCGGAGCAGCCAGCCCCUGUCUGGCUUCAGUGCCCGGUGCCUAGAGGACGAGCAGAUGCUCCAGGCCAUUAGGAAAGCCAAUCCAGGAAGUGACUUCGUUUAUGUUGUUGACACCCGGCCUAAACUUAAUGCAAUGGCAAAUCGUGCUGCAGGGAAAGGCUAUGAGAAUGAAGACAAUUAUUCCAAUAUCAAGUUUCAGUUUAUCGGGAUAGAGAACAUCCAUGUCAUGAGGAACAGUCUGCAGAAAAUGCUGGAAGUGUGUGAACUUAAAUCUCCCUCCAUGAGUGACUUCCUGUGGGGUCUGGAGAACUCUGGCUGGCUAAGGCACAUUAAGGCCAUAAUGGAUGCAGGAAUCUUCAUUGCAAAGGCAGUUUCAGAGGAAGGGGCAAGUGUGCUUGUUCACUGUUCCGACGGCUGGGACAGGACUGCGCAGGUGUGCUCGGUGGCGAGUCUGCUGCUGGACCCACACUACCGGACUCUUAAGGGCUUCAUGGUAUUAAUUGAAAAGGACUGGAUUUCCUUUGGUCAUAAGUUUAAUCACAGAUACGGCAAUCUAGAUGGUGAUCCAAAAGAAAUCUCUCCCGUUAUUGACCAGUUCAUUGAGUGUGUUUGGCAGUUAAUGGAACAAUUUCCCUGUGCCUUUGAGUUCAAUGAGAGGUUUUUGAUUCACAUUCAACAUCACAUUUAUUCCUGCCAGUUUGGAAACUUCCUAUGUAACAGCCAAAAGGAGAGACGAGAACUCAAGAUUCAAGAAAGAACAUACUCAUUAUGGGCUCACCUGUGGAAGAAUCGGGCCGACUACCUGAAUCCUCUGUUUAGAGCUGAUCACAGCCAGACCCAGGGAACCCUUCAUCUCCCUACAACACCAUGCAACUUCAUGUACAAGUUUUGGAGUGGAAUGUAUAACCGCUUUGAAAAAGGGAUGCAGCCUCGACAAUCAGUUACAGAUUACUUGAUGGCAGUGAAGGAGGAAACUCAGCAGCUAGAGGAAGAACUAGAGGCCUUGGAAGAGAGGCUGGAAAAAAUUCAAAAGGUCCAGUUAAAUUGCACUAAGGUGAAGAGUAAGCAAAGUGAACCCAGCAGGCACUCAGGGUUUUCUACCUCAGACAACAGCAUAGCCAACACUCCCCAGGAUUACAGUGGGAAUAUGAAAUCAUUUCCAUCCCGGAGCCCUUCGCAAGGCGAUGAAGAUUCUGCUCUGAUUCUAACCCAAGACAAUUUGAAAAGCUCAGAUCCAGAUCUGUCAGCCAACAGUGACCAAGAGUCUGGUGUGGAGGAUCUGAGCUGUCGGUCUCCGAGUGGUGGUGAGCAUGCACCAAGUGAAGAUAGUGGCAAGGACCGGGAUUCUGAUGAAGCUGUGUUUCUCACUGCCUGAAGCUUCCCUUUGGAGUUCCAAAGUAAAGGACACACAAGCAACACUUACAAAAAUAAGGGAACACACGCAGUUUAUCAUAAAAACAAGAAAUAGUACAUGUCAUUGAGAACUAAUUUAAUGCAGCUAUGAAAAGGGAAACAAGUGCCCAGCUCUUGAUUUCUUAGAUACUGAAGAGGAUGUAGUCAUUUCGUUUAUCAAAUAUAAGGAAAAUUAUAAACCAUUUUGAAGCUCAUCCUAACUAUGAAAAUUAUAUUCACUACAGAGCAAUUACUUGUUAUUACCUAAAGUUAUCAAUUUAUAUCUUCCUUGACAUAGCAUGCAUCUCUUAAAAAGCCUCAACUCCUUUCCCUCAUAUCUGUGAUCAUCAUGAAUCUUUUAGUUCACUUCCAGAUGCAUAUUUUGUGUUUUCAAAAGCAUCUGACAUUAUCUUCCUUUCUGACCCUCUUAAUCCAUAUUUCUAAAAACAGGCACAUUGUUGAGAUGCAUCCUUUUUGGUUAAUAGAUAAACUCCUAAGGAGCUUUUAAUUGCUUAUCAGUAAUAAUCCUCACUUUAACUUUUCCUUAGAUAAUAUAUUUUGAAUUGUUAGAAUAAUUUUGUUGCCUUUCUCUGAGAUCUAUAGUCUGUUUCUCAUUAUUUAAAAAUGCUAAAAUUUAUAUCACACUUUUUCUCUAACAGUGAUUUAAUACCUAACAAGGUAGAAGCAACAUUCAUUCUCCUGGUCUUAUAUAUGAAUUUUAGUUUUCUUGUAAUAACAACCUUUUACUACUAUUCUAGAGAUGACAGUGUGAGCCAACCACCAGCCUGAUCUCAAAGUAUAACAUUAUAAAGUUAGUAGGGUUAAAACAUCUGUGAGGGAAAAAUCGAGUUAAGAACCAGAGAAUUUGGUUGUCAAGUCUGCUUAAUGAAGGGAAUAGGUUUUGUAAUCUAUCAUUUUAGAAAUUACAUAACUGGCUAAUAUGGUUUACUUAAUAUUAGUAACAUCUCAUGAACACUGACUGCUGAAAGUUCGAGUUUUUGUUUUGUUAAAAACUUUUGAGGGAGAGUCACUCCUGUCUUAGGAGUAAAAAAAGACUUCACUAAGUAACCUAAAUGAAACUUAAUGGAGAAAAGUUGCCAUAUAAAUGAUACUCACACUGUAUGGUUUUAAUAUAUUAGUACAUUCUAGAAUGUAAAAGGAUUAAUUUAAACUUAAUAAUUUAUAUCAAUAUUUUGAAUAUGUAAUUUUUAUGGGAGAAUGUAUUACAUUUUGCUGAAAUUAGAACAAAGUCAAGAGAAAGGGCAAGAAAGCAACACUGCUGAUCUCUCUAGUAUCAAAGAUUGGAGGGAGUGUGGCAAUAUAUAUAAAUGAAAAAAUGUAAUUGUGUUCAUCAUAUUUAAAAAUAGAAUAUAUUAGAGAACUGUGAUAUAAAAGUACUGUUAAUGUAAAAAAUAAAGCAAGUGUAAUUCUUUUACAAUAUAUAAUUUGAGCAUUCUCUGCUAAGCAGUUCCCAAAUUAAGUACAAGGAAUGUUUAUUCAUUUUCUGCAAUAUGCUGUAUGUAAUAGGGAAUACCUUGCUAAAAUGAUAAAUACUUAGGAUAUAGUGGUGAUGGCUUUCACCUUUUUAUAAUAGAACUCACUUCACACCAUUCUUGUAGCUGUCCAUUCUUAGAAACUUUGUUGCCUAAUAUUGAGGAUGUGGCUUUAAUUUCUUCCAUUUGGCAGUGUAUAUCUAUAAAAACAAUAAAAUUUUUUUUAAAAAAUGACAAAA